CGCUUCUCCCAACACCUCUUCUCAUUCCCUCAUUCUCUCCUUUUAUUGCGCUUUUGGGCACACAGAUCUCUUCAUUAAAUCUAGUAUUUCAUCUUUACCCGCAUCGGACCACUGUCUCAGUACGGAAUAAUGCGACUGUUGAAACGCACCCUCGAUGGCAAGAUUAGCUUGACUGAGAAUCUAGUCGGCGGCAAUAUUCCCCCGUACGCUAUACUUUCACACACUUGGGGAUCAGAUAUCGAAGAGGUCACCUACAAAGACAUGGUAGACGGUAUCGGGAAUGACAAGGUCGGCUAUGAAAAGAUCAGAUUUUGCGCAGAACAAGCAAGAUGUGACGGCCUAAGAUUCUUUUGGGUGGACACUUGCUGCAUCGACAAAUCGAAUUACACUGAGCUCUCAGAGGCGAUUAAUUCCAUGUUUCGCUGGUACCAGCGUGCGGCUCGAUGUUAUGUGUACCUAUCAAAUCUUUCGAUCACUGGCCCUGAGCAGGACAGCGAACAAUCCGAUCUCUUAUGGGAAUCGGAUUUUCGGGGAAGUAGAUGGUUCACCCGAGGCUGGACGCUCCAGGAGCUUCUUGCACCGGUAUCAGUCGAAUUCUUUACGCGGGACGGCCGGCGACUCGGUGACAAAAUAUCCCUUGAGCAACAAAUUCACGAAAUAACGGGGAUAUCUAUCGCAGCGCUUCGGGGAUCCCCCCUUUCUCAGUUCGAGGUGGGUGAGCGACUGAAAUGGGCAGAGGCACGCCAAACCACACGCGAGGAAGACUGGGUAUAUUGUCUUCUAGGGAUUUUCGGUAUCUUCAUGCCGCUUUUAUAUGGCGAAGGGAGGGAAUAUGCGGUUCGGCGGCUAAGAAAGGAGAUCGACGACGCGUUAAUUCGCGAACAUGCGUCUGAGCGCACUCCUCGUCUUGACGACUCUGGUCUGCGUUAUGGUGACGCCCUGAGCCUCUUCUUUAUCAAGACUCGGGAUCCUGGUUCUGGAAUGGUCGAGGUCCAUGUGGCCGACCAAGCCACCGGCUACGGUCCCCCUCGUCGCCACUUUGUUUCUGCGUACCAUCAGCAAGACGGCGGGAACGGCACGUGGGUCAUCAGGGACUAUUGCCUUUAUUUCGUCAAGACCCGGAACGCUGAGAGUGGCACGAUUGAGCUCCAUCGCGUGACAAGGUCGUCCGACUUCAACACAUUCGACAUUCAUACUCCGACCGCGUUCUCCCUCUCUGAUGCUGACAACGGCACCUGGACCGUGGAUGGAGAAGACCUUUAUUUCAUCAAGACCAAGAACACGGACUCGGGCAAGAUCGAGGUCCAUCGCGCCAGCCACACCAACUACCGCGAAUUCGACCUCCAGGUAGCCACGGCGCUGCCCGAGAGUGAAGGAGACAAUGGGACGUGGCGCGUGUUCAACGGAGACGUGUAUUUCGUAAAGUACCACAACACCGCAAGCCCGAACGACGUUGAGGUCCAUGUUCUGUAUGGCGGGCGGAAUUAUUCGCAAGUCACCGAUUACAAGACGUGGUUUAACGUUAGGGACGGACCGCUCGGCACCUGGGACAUUGGCAAGAAUGGGGACCUAUACUUCAUCAAUCUCCAGAACAUGGAGUCUAAGAAGGUUGAAGUUCAUAUCGCCACAGCCUCCUCCAAGUACAGGGAGGUACAUCACUCUCUGUCCUGGAUGAGCGAGGCCGAUGGACCAAACGGAAUAUGGUGCAUGAGCGAUUUCUGAGGCUAACAUAGGUGAUGGUAACGAUCGGGACGAUGAUCACUGUCAGGCGAUAGGCUUGAAAGUCGGAAGGAUUAUGUUGUACGUUUCCGGGACCGUAGAUUUUACCAACUUAGGAUGGACCUCAACAACCUAGAUCGUUGGCUUCCAAUUGCAUUAUCAGUGCGAUGGUAUCGAGGGAGGAUAAAUAGCUAGUUUCCCCCCCUACUAGAUAGAAGAAAUCAGACGAGAGAUUCUAUUGUC
Messenger RNA from Ilyonectria robusta, 1962 nucleotides. RefSeq names its product heterokaryon incompatibility protein-domain-containing protein. The record is from RefSeq and is a predicted model, not a curated record. The coding region runs from base 130 to 1722 and encodes 530 amino acids. The transcript is spliced from 2 exons. Lineage: Eukaryota; Fungi; Ascomycota; Sordariomycetes; Hypocreales; Nectriaceae.